AUAGUCAACUGCGAGCUUAUGUUGACAGGCGGCUGCAUCAGCUGAAACAAUCAACCAGUUCGUUAGCAAGACAACGCGGGGCAAGAUCCCAGUCCUGGUGACCGCCGCCGACGUCAGAGAUGUGCCGAUGGUGCUGGUGAACGCAGCCUACUUCAAGGGCCUUUGGCUGACCGCCUUCAAGAAACAAGAUACAUCAAAAAGGAAGUUUUUCACCACCCCGGACCAGCACACUCUCGUUGACAUGAUGACGCAAACUGCUGACUUCAGAAUCGGAGACUCGAGUCAGCUGGGAGCGACGGUGCUGGAGAUGCCGUACAAGGGGAAGGCGGCGUCCAUGUUGGUGUUCCUGCCUUACACCACGGCAGGCGACGACGCCACUACUCCCCUGGACGCCAUGUUGCGACGCCUCUCACACAACACUUUCACGGAUGCUCUCACCAAACUCAGAACACAGAAAGUCGUCCUUAAACUUCCAAAGUUUAAAUUCGAGCAAACAAUCAAGGAAGAACUGAAGCUGGCUAUUGAGCGUCUGGGGAGUACUGACCUGUUCACUGACGGUGCUGAUCUCUCGGUGUAUGAUCCUUCAAGGAGAGUAAAGGUGGGCAAGACCAUCCAUAAGGCGGUGGUGGAGGUGAACGAGGAGGGCGCCGAGGCCGCCGCCGCAACAGCUCUGAUAGGAGCUAUUAUCCUAUCCUUCGGUCUUCCUCCCGUUCCCCGAGAGUUCACCUGUGACCGACCCUUCAUCUUCCUCAUCCGUGACAACCAUACAAACAACAUUCUCUUCUUAGGCGUCUACAGAAAGCCAUAAAAUACAUUCUACCCCUUUUGAAGAAUAUCAAUGUUGCAAAUUUCAAAAAACUUAUACAAAGAAAAAAAUCAGUACUGCAAAUUUCAAAAAACAUAUACAAAGAAAAAAAAUUACCUCCUGCUUCUAAAGAAAAAACAACAACACUCCGAUUACUUC
Molecule: messenger RNA, 964 nt
Organism: Procambarus clarkii (red swamp crayfish)
Lineage: Eukaryota; Metazoa; Arthropoda; Malacostraca; Decapoda; Cambaridae
Source: RefSeq, a predicted model, not a curated record